This is a messenger RNA of Diaporthe citri, 1008 nucleotides long. RefSeq lists its product as uncharacterized. Bases 1 to 1008 code for a protein of 335 amino acids. The transcript has a single exon. Gene Ontology annotation, biological process: L-ascorbic acid biosynthetic process. The record is from RefSeq and is a predicted model, not a curated record. Gene Ontology annotation, molecular function: gluconolactonase activity; calcium ion binding. NCBI's taxonomy places the organism in Eukaryota, Fungi, Ascomycota, Sordariomycetes, Diaporthales, Diaporthaceae.
AUGACCACAGACUCAGCAUUCUACAACCUCUUCCAAAUUCAGAAGAAGGUUGAAACUCGAGAUUCAUUCCAGCUCAGAGACCGGAAUUUUACGAUCAGGCAUUUCGCAAUGAAGGAGUAUUCGGCGCAAGAGUGGCUCCCAUCCGCAUCCGGGCUUGGCGAGAGCCCGUUGUACCGCGCCAGUGACCAGACAUUUUUCUUCGUCGACAUCAAGAACCGACUUGUGCACGAGAUACCGGAAUCGGAGGGAUGGAGGCAACGGAAGACUUACGAGUUCGAUCAGCCCAUCACGAGACUGGAGGUUGUUGCAAACCGCACGGACGUCCUUGCUGUGCAGACGAGAUUCGGCCUCGCCCUGCUAUCACUGCAAACUGGGACCCUGAAAGAUAUCGCAACCCUCCAGCACAGCGACAAGGGCCUGGACUCAAAGGUGCGAAUGAAUGACGGUGCAGUAGAUUCGAAGGGGCGAUGGUGGGCAGGAUCCAUGGCGUUAGACGAGGAGGAUCCGAUCGGCCGGCUGUGGUGCAUGGACGAAGGUCCCGGCGAGGCCAGGACGGCAUCUGUGCGGGAGCUGGACAAUCUCCUGGAGACGCCCGUGCCAAACGGGCCCGUCUUCUCACCAGACGACAAGAUCAUGUACGCGAGCGAGACUCCCCAAGGAAAGAUAUUCCACUAUGAUUACGAUACGAAGGAUGGUACCGUUUCAAACAAGCGACUUUUUGUCCAAAUAGAGAAUGGCGGGAUGCCGGAUGGCAUGGCUGUCGACGUGGAGGGACACGUCUGGGUGGCGGCCAACUCUCAGGGGAAGCUAGUGCGGUACUCCCCAGGCGGCGAGGCUGUGGCAACGUGCGCGGUGCCCGGGGCGAAGAUGACCUCGUGUCCUGCUUUCGGCGGAGAGGACCUCAAGACCCUGUUCAUCACGUCCAUUGCGGCUGGAGGAUCUACGGGCCAUGUUUACAAGGUCAAGGUCGAUGUACCGGGGAUCCGCCGUCACGAAUACGAGGCCUAG